AAGCCAACCAAUUACGUGUUUCCGUUUGAGAACGACUUUAUCAAUGGUUCUUUAACAAAAAUUUUUCCAACAAAAAACAUAAAACCCAAAUUGCAAAAACCCAUUACUACGACUUGGAAUUAAAACUUUCUUCACAGAACCCAGAACCCAGGUAGACAUGAACCAUGCUUCAAACUUGCCGCGACGAGAAAACGGUGGGGCUCAGUAGCAAAACAAGUUUGUGAAGAGAAGUUUAUCCCGAAAUUUGUCUCCACUUUAGUGCAUUUCAGUGAUUUUUCCAGUCCCAAAAGCGCCCCAACGAUUGAGUAAACAUGUGGAAAAUUGUGGUUUUUUCGACGCUAGUCGCGGGGUUUUUCUUCGUUCACCAGGCCCAGACGUGCAAUGAGGCGGUGUGUGGGAGCAUCGUCAGCAAGUGCCUCUUGACGCAGUCCUGCAAGUGCGAUUUCUCCUUCGAAAACUGCACUUGUUGCAAAGACUGUUUCAACUGUCUCAGCUACCUGUAUGCAGAGUGUUGCUCCUGUGUGGAUAUGUGCCCGAAACCCAACGACACUGAGGGCGCCCUCAACAAGAAAUCUAAUGUUGAGGAUUUUAUGGAGCCCGUCCCUGCCCUCUUCAACACUUUAACUGAAUUCCCAGAUAAUGAACUUCGUUGGAACAGCACAACUUUCCCCAUUGAUAUCGACACGAGUCAAUAUGGACCCAAAAAGGAGAUAAAAAUUCACAUGCAAAGUGCCGAGCAAGAGGUGGCCCCCAUUAAAACAAAUGUCAUAACUCUCAAUUGCACCGUUGCCUUCAUGUCAAAAUGUAUGAGUUUGACCAAGUGCAGGGCCGGCUGCCAGACCAUGGGUGCUUCCAGCUACCGAUGGUUCCACGACGGGUGCUGCGAGUGCAUAGGACAGCACUGUAUCAAUUAUGGGAUUAAUGAGAGCAGGUGUCGCGAAUGCCCCCUGAAGGACGAAAUUGAAGAGGCGGAUUACGACUACGACUAUGGCCAAAAUUCGGAAGAAUUUGAUUAAUUAUUAUCAUAAUUAUUAUCAUAUUGUAUAUUAAUAAUAUAGGAGAGUAGGAUAGGUAUUUGAUUUAAAAUAGUAGCCCCCAAAACGCUUUAAAUUAAAGACUUAUUGAAAUUGGGAACUUUCAACUUGUUUUAUAAGUUAUUCAGAUUUUAUAUAGAAAAAAAAUAGACGUGUUGUAUACUAAUACUUGUACAUUUUAUUAUCAGUAUAAGAAGUAUAUAAAAUGUUACUUCAGGACCAGAGCGGAAAUAUUAAAAAAGGACCAAAAACAGGAAAAAAAAUUGCUAAAAAAUCACUAAUUUUUAUCCACCCCAAAAAUGAAGUCAAUUCAUAGUGGUCGAUGUAAAUUUGUAAAAACUGAGUUGUGUAAACCCGACUUUAACAUCCAAUUGCUUUUUUUUAAUAACAGUACUGAAAAAAUAUGGUUAGAAUAUCUAAUAUACAAAAUCUAUUGCGCCUGUCAGAAUUGUUGACACAAUUUAGUUACUUCUGUUACCAACAUAGGCAUAACUCACUCUAGAGGUGGCGGACAUAUUAAAAAUAUGGUUGAAAAUCGUUUAAAAUCAAACAUAAUUACCUGAAAAGCACCCAAAAAACCUUAAAACGGGUUUUUGUUCCGUACCAAAAUUGACACAUACAAAAAUCACUAAAAAAUAACCAAAUUUUUGCCAUCUUUACUUUGCAAUUACGUCUAGGGAUAUUUAUUAGAUUGGUAUCUAUACCAAAGUCUUUUUACCUUCUUUUAACUGUCGCUCAUUGUGAAUUUAAGAUAAAAGAUUUUUUUACGAUAAGUGGCAGUUUAAAUUUAUAAAUCUAGAUUUAACCUGUCACCAACCCAACAGCAAAAAAAUCUAAAUUAUGAUGAAGUAUUUAUUUACGUUUUUUUGGGGUUUUUAUAAAAAAUAUUGUACCUAAUUUGGAAUAUCUCUUUCUUGUUGAAUGUGUGAAAUGAAAAUGGAAUUCAUUAUUUUGUGGUCACGCGAGGAUCAUCACACGAAAAUCAAUAUUUAUUUACAACCACUAAUGUAAUAUACAGGAUUGCCAACGUUAAGAUUGUAAAUUCUUUUUUCAAAUUAAAAAAUUAUGCCCAGACUUAUUUUUUAGGUUUUUUUCGGUUGUUUCAUAUCGCUUUUUGGUCGUUUUUUAACGAUAUUUCCGCCCUGGGAAUCGCACUAGUAUAAAAUUUUAAUAUAGGUAAUAAAACAUUUGGUAAAAAAUAAA
Tribolium madens (black flour beetle) is the source of this 2237-nucleotide messenger RNA. RefSeq names its product protein twisted gastrulation-like. Gene Ontology annotation, biological process: regulation of BMP signaling pathway. Lineage: Eukaryota; Metazoa; Arthropoda; Insecta; Coleoptera; Tenebrionidae. The record is from RefSeq and is a predicted model, not a curated record. The coding region runs from base 312 to 1016 and encodes 234 amino acids. The transcript has 5 exons.